Molecule: messenger RNA, 1392 nt
Organism: Peniophora sp. CBMAI 1063
Lineage: Eukaryota; Fungi; Basidiomycota; Agaricomycetes; Russulales; Peniophoraceae
Source: the annotation of a GenBank genome assembly
AUGUCUUCCUUCGCCCAGCACCUCACGCCCAUCUUCGGUCAGCCCGCGACGCACGAGACGUAUCUGGUAUUGAAGUCCUUGUACGAGGCCCAUCCAACCUCCCGCCACGUCGUAUCACUCGAGAAUCAAGAGCAGAGCUUCCCCCUCUUCUCGUAUCUUAAUUCCAUCGGCGUCGUCCAUGCCUUCUCCGAGCGCGACUCCACCGGCAGUCUGAAUGGAGACUCAUUCACGAUCCACACGUACCAGAACGCGACAAAGACGGUCGUGCCCCGCACUUUCAUGGGCAAGGCGACCUUCGAGUAUGAGGGCAUCGCCUUCACAGCCUUCAAAGCUGCCUGGCAGCAGGGUUUCCACGGAAGCGCCUUCUUCGCCGACUUGGUCUUUGACGCCGCGGAUGACGAGUCGGGGAAGCGUCUGGCCGCUGCUGUGUAUGCGUAUGCCGCUGAGCUUAAGAACGAGAUCUGGGUGUAUCACUCUGAGUGCUGGAACAAGGACAAGGACCUGUACGCAGCGAUCCAAGAGGCGAACUGGGACGACAUUGUGCUCGCGCCGGAGUUCAAGGAGAACCUGAAGCGCGAUAUGAUGCAGUUCUUCGACAGCAAGGCUAUCUACGAGUCACUCGGUAUCACCUGGAAGCGAGGUGUCUUGCUCCUUGGUAGUCCGGGUAACGGGAAGACGGAAUCGAUCAAAGCUCUGUUGAAGGAAUCGCCGUACCCCGCGCUCUACGUCAAGUCGUUCACCACCCAGCGUGGACCUGAAGCUGGAGUUCGCAGUAUCUUCGCGCAUGCACGCAAGCACGCCCCUUGCAUCUUGGUCAUCGAGGACCUAGACGCAAUGGUCACUCCUGCAGUCCGAAGCUUCUUCUUGAACGAGCUUGACGGUAUCGCAGCCAAUCAUGGCAUUCUGACCAUUUCCACUACCAAUCACCCCGAGCGCAUCGACGACGCCAUCGUCAACAGGCCAUCUCGCUUCGACGUGAAGUACACUUACGCACUUCCCGACGCGGAGCUGCGCUAUGCGUUCGCUGAGAAGUGGAUCGGUAAGGUCGCCAUAGCCUCUGGAGAAGGAGACAAGCCCAAGAUCCAAUUCACGAACACUGUUGAUGAAGUGGCGAAGAAGGUCGCUGGAGCUACGGAAGGCUUCAGCUUCGCCUUCUUGAAAGAGCUGUUCUUGUCAUUCUUACUGGCGUACGCGCAUGCGCAAGCGGCAGGGAAGACACCGGAGGGUCCUGAGGACAUGCUCAUGAAGCAGAUCGAGUUCCUCUCCACGCAGAUGAUCAAGACAAAGUCCGAUGAGGAGAUAUCAAAGGACGAGGAUGGAGGAAUGCGCAUGUUCCGCGGGCGGAUGGCGAUGGCGAACCCCAUCUCAGCCCAGGCGAUGUUGGGCGUGUAG